Akanthomyces muscarius is the source of this 2049-nucleotide messenger RNA. RefSeq lists its product as uncharacterized. Gene Ontology annotation, biological process: amino acid transmembrane transport. The transcript is spliced from 5 exons. Lineage: Eukaryota; Fungi; Ascomycota; Sordariomycetes; Hypocreales; Cordycipitaceae. Gene Ontology annotation, molecular function: amino acid transmembrane transporter activity. Gene Ontology annotation, cellular component: vacuolar membrane. Bases 1 to 2049 code for a protein of 682 amino acids. The record is from RefSeq and is a predicted model, not a curated record.
AUGGCAUCGCUGCCGCAAGAUUGCAACCCGGCGGCAUGGGCUGAACACGACGGGCGAGCUUCGCCGUCUCGAGGUCUCAACACGGGAAACCUGGCCGAGGAAAACGUCAUUGACGAUGAGGAAGAAGGUGACUUUGGCGAUGAAGAGACGGGACGACUGCUCAUUUCUGGAGGCGAUCGGAGGAGAUCAUCGGUCGGGCACCGUAUUGCGGCCAUGGCCGAUCUCGGCGGUGUCAACAGCUUUCGAUCCUUUGCACGCAGCUGGCAGCGUGCUGCCGAGUUUGCCGAAGUGAUUCCCCGACGGCCGAGCAUCGUGUACAAUGAAACCACCGAGCGAGACGACGCGGACGAGGAGGCAAUAUACUAUGGCCGCAGCCCCGUCGAGGCGACGCCCACCGUCCGCUCGGGUUUGCUCUCCCAGCAUCUCGAGGGAACAGCGCCGACAGGGAUACCGGGUGCUAGUCAUGGGCUCGAUGGUCAUGAUGGACCCGUGCAGGAAGACUUCCGCACCCGCGAGGGGAAGCACCUGGAUGCCGAAAUGGCUGCUGGCGCGCUCCCAGCCGGUUCGUCGUCCAGCCGGUCGAGCAUCUUUGCGGCGCCGCAUCUCUCCUCGCCGUCCGUCAUUGGAAGCUACAGCUCCUACCGCGGGUCCCAGUACGGCACCAUGAGCUCGGGCGUCUUGCGGCCGCGUGCCUCCAUCAUCCCUCGGCGACGGUCGAGCGCUGCUGCCUCGGGCGUCCACGAGGAUCCCGCGUUUGGCGAGGAGAACCCGAUCCUGGUCAAGGAGGUCAAGCAGGGCGACAAGGUCGUGCUCACCGUCGACGGCCAAAGCACGCUGCCGCAGUCGACGUUCAAUGCCAUCAACGCCAUCAUCGGCGUUGGCAUGCUCAGCCUGCCGCUGGCGUUUCGCAUGAGCGGCUGGGUGCUGGGCAUCGGCAUCCUCACCCUCACGGCGGCCGUGACGUCGCACACGGCCAACCUGCUGGCGCGGUGCAUGCGUCGCGACGUGACCCUGAUUACCUACUCGGACCUGGCGUACGUGUCGUUUGGCCCGCGCGCCCGCGUCGUGGUUUCCGCGCUGUUCACGCUCGAGCUGCUGGCUGCGUGCGUGGCGCUGGUCAUUUUGUUUGCAGACUCGCUGGACCUGCUGUUUCCGGACUUUGGCGACGCGACAACGUGGAAGUGCGUCUGCGCAGCCCUGGUCCUGGGCUUGAAUAUGUUGCCGCUGCGGUGGCUGAGCUAUACCAGCGUCGUGGGCAUCUUUUCUACAUUCUGCAUUGUUUGUAUAGUCAUCAUUGAUGGCCUGGUGAAGAAGGAAACGCCAGGUUCGCUCUGGGAGCCUGCAGUCACCCACCUGUGGCCAUCCAACUGGCUGGCUUUGCCAUUGGCGUAUGGGCUAAUGGCCAGUCCUUGGGGUGCCCAUUCCGUCUUUCCUUCGAUUUAUCGAGACAUGCGACACCCUCAUAAAUGGCACAAGGCUGUCCGGGUCACCUUUUCAUUCUCCUACGUUUUGGAUACCUGUCUUGCCGUCAUUGGCAUCCUCAUGUUUGGCGACGGCAUCAAGAACGCCAUCACCUCCAACAUUCUCCGGACCAAGGGUUACCCGCCGGGCCUUACCGUUGUCAUGUGCGUCUGCGUCGCCGUCAUCCCCCUCACCAAGAUUCCGCUCAGCGCGCGACCGCUCGUCACCACGGCCGACGUCAUUUUCGGUCUCCAUUUCGAGCAGCCACAUGCCGAGGGCGGCGGCGACGUCGGCCGCCCCUGGGUGCGGGACGUCCAGCGUGCCAGCGUGCGCGUCGGCGUCGUGCUCGUCCUCCUCGCCAUCUCCAUUGUCUUUCCCUCCUUUGAUUCGGUCUGUGCAUUUCUCGGAGCCGCCCUGUGCACGCUCAUCUCCGUCAUCUUUCCGAUUGCAUUUUACCUGAAGCUGUUUUGGGAUGAUAUCCCACGGCUGGAGCGUGUUAUUUCAUGGGUUAUUAUUGUUGUUUUUGCCAUCCUGGGCAUGUUCGGGACUGCCUGCACGUUUCUGCCCAAGAGCAUGGUUAACGCCUAG